Molecule: messenger RNA, 2331 nt
Organism: Alligator sinensis (Chinese alligator)
Lineage: Eukaryota; Metazoa; Chordata; Crocodylia; Alligatoridae
Gene: GPR132
Product: G protein-coupled receptor 132
Exons: 3
Coding region: 634-1644 (336 amino acids)
Biological process (GO): G1/S transition of mitotic cell cycle; G protein-coupled receptor signaling pathway; negative regulation of G2/M transition of mitotic cell cycle
Cellular component (GO): membrane
Molecular function (GO): G protein-coupled receptor activity
Source: RefSeq, a predicted model, not a curated record
GUGGGAUCUUACCCAUACCAUAUUGCUUGUCUCACUUCUCUAGGACCAAGGACUCAGAGCAGUUUCAUCCCAGGACCAAGAGCUGUUUCAUCUCUGGAAGCAAGCCACAGCUGGAUGUUCUCUCGCAUUUCAGCUCCGACUCUGGGACGUUUUGAGCGCUGAUGCAUGCCUAGGUAAAAUGUGUUGUGGUAUAGCCAAUGUAGAUAUUUCUUGCUGCAGCGUUUUUGUUCAAACGGAAGCCUUGGGCUUUAGUAGUAUUCGUGCCUAAGGAGGCUCUGAAAAUACGUAUCUGGGCUGAGGACCAGCACUCCCUGCUGAAGUCGAGUACACUAGUGAAGAACAAGGUGUUACUCAAACAUGAAAUAGCUUCAGAGUUUUUUUGGUAAACCGUGAAUUACUGAAAUCCCUCUAAUCUGCACGUUGAGAGGGAUUGCUAAUUGCAUGGUGCAUCAGUUUCCUGGAGCUUUUCUCAGACGGAGCAGUCUCUGCCAGUACGGACAAAAUCGGAACAGCACUGCCACUCCUCCCAGACAGCGAGUCAAGGAGGAGGACAGAAACAAGGUUGAUUUCUGAGCCAGGAGCAAGGAAAUGUAAAUCAAGCAAGACCAUAUUCACGUUUCUGUACACUGCAGCAUGAUGAAUAGAUCAAACUGCUCGUGUGAACAGAUGCCUGUUCAAAACAGUGAGAUACUUCUGGUUGCAGUCUACAGUAUUGUUUUUGCCAUCGGUCUGCCAGCAAAUUGCUUAACUGCCUACUUAACAUGGCUACAAAUCAAAAAGCACAAUAUACUUGCCAUUUACCUUUUCAGCUUAUCAUUAUGUGAGCUGAUGUAUUUGAGUACCCUGCCUCUCUGGAUUGUCUAUGUACAAAAUGAGCACCAGUGGACGAUGGGAUCAGAAACUUGCAUCAUAACAGGAUAUAUCUUUUUCUGCAACAUAUACAUCAGCGUUCUGAUGCUGUGCUGUAUAUCUAUUGAUCGCUAUGUGGCAGUAGUAUACUCUUUGGAAUCCAGAGGGACUAGAGAUCAGAGAACUGCAGUUUUCAUCACAGUUGUUAUCUUUGCUGUAGUGGCAGUAAUCCACUGCCCAGUGUUUAUUCUUGAUGAUGGCAGACAGACUUCAGGGCAGAAAACCUGCUUUGAGACCUUACCACUUGAGCCAACACUGGCUUAUUUUGGCAUUGCCAGGUUCCUAUGUGGAUUUAUCAUUCCCUUCGCAAUCAUCAGUUUCACAAACUACAAAAUUUUCCAAAAUACGAACAUAAGCAGCGGCUUAAAUGUUCACCAGAAAGCUAAAGUGAAGCACCUGGCAAUUGCCAUCAUCAUUAUUUUUCUCAUGUGCUUUGCUCCCUAUCAUGUGGUGCUCCUAAUAAGAGCCGUACACUAUAUUUUAUUUCCAAAUGAUUCGUGCUGUUUUGAACAGGAAAUAUAUACCACAUUCGUGGUAUUUUUGUGUUUCUCCACUGCAAACAGCAUUGCAGAUCCAAUCAUCUAUGUACUGGCUAGCAACAAUGUCAGAAAAGAAUUUUACAGCAUUCUGAGAAGAUGGCAACGUAACGCGUCCAUCACCCUGAGGACCGAUAGCGCCAAGUCAAGAGAAUCACAGGACGCAGCACAUGCAACAGAAAACAAAACUUUAAAGUAAGCUCCCCACGUUGGAAGGAAAUCCAGUGGUUCACAACACCUGUGGCAUUGCAGUCACGGUCUGGUGGCAGCAAUUCAAGUGUUCCCCAAAAAGAGGCUCCACGUUUGGGGCAUCACCACUCAGGGAAGUUUAGGUGAUGACAUCUCAACCUCAGCAUGGUUUUCUCAUCGUGAAAGACACAUGUAGGAGGAGUCCUGCUAAGGCUUUGUAAUAGAAGAGGCUUCUGCUGACUCGACAUCCAAGCUACUUUGAGUAGAUGCCCACCAAUAUUUCCAUUCUAAACCCUGCUCCAUAAGGGGCACAGACAGUAAACUGAGGGAUUUUGGUUCAAUUCCAGUAAAGUUUUAGGCUUUUAUUCUGAGGUGAAAACCUUUCCUCAGACACAUUCAGCAUCAGUAUAAGCUUCUGGAUGAGACUGUCCUGACUGGGAAGGAAGCUUUCUUGUGUCUCACAAAUGCAUGCUCUUGUGGUAUUUAUGAUUAAAUGCUGGAAAAUAAGAAACACAGGAAUAUAUUUUAAAGAGCUGAAAAUGAACCUAAUACAAAGGAACCACUGAGUUUACUAUACCAGAUGUCAGUAGAAGAAUGCAGACACCAAGAAGAGUCUUCUGUCCUGACUAGCUGCUAUGAGGGGCCAGAAUAAGAGUGACCAGAUUAGAACAUCUCAAUAGGAAUAAGCAGUCAGCUC